AUGUCGAAUUCCACGUUUACAGACCUCCCUCCUCUUCCUCCCUACUCCUUAACCCCGCGUCCGCCUAUGAUACCUGGCAUAUCCGAUGCCGUCUUACAACUACUGGCUCCCAUUGUCGCGUAUUGGGUGGUCUCCCUGUUCUUCCACAUGCUCGACACAUACGACCUGUGCUCGCAUUACAGACUACACACUCCGGCCGAAGUGCUCAAACGCAACCAUGUUACAAGAUAUGAGGUCGUCAGGGAUGUGAUUCUACAGCAAAUCAUUCAGACGGCAUUCGGGUUAGUGGUCGCUUCUUUUGAUCCUAUCGAGACAGUCGGCAAGGAAGAUUACGAUGUUGGGGUGUGGGCUCAGCGGCUACGUCUGGCAGAAGAUUACAUACCAAAAUCACUCACGGUCGUCGGCAUUGAUGCCUUGUCGUUUGCGCAAAAGCUGUCAACAAAAUAUCCUCAACUGGCCGGUCUCCUGGCUGGAGGGCGCUACCCGACGCCAUCGUUUGCGCCGUGGGAACUCGCAACAGCGAAGCUGAUCUAUUGGGCCGCCAUCCCGUUCUUGCAAUUCUUUGUUGCAACACUCAUUGUCGACACAUGGCAAUACUUCCUGCACCGAGCCAUGCACAUGAACAGGUUCCUGUACACCACUCUCCAUUCUCGGCACCACCGUUUGUACGUGCCUUACGCAUUCGGAGCCCUCUACAACCACCCCGUGGAAGGCUUCAUGCUUGACACGUUGGGUACCGGAGUGGCAUAUCUCGUUUCAGGGAUGACCGUGCGACAGGGCAUGUGGUUCUUUACCUGUUCAACGAUCAAAACCGUUGAUGACCACUGCGGCUACGCCUUCCCAUGGGAUCCGCUCCAGCAUGUCACGUCGAACAAUGCUACUUAUCAUGAUGUGCACCACCAGAGUUGGGGGAUCAAAACCAAUUUCUCCCAACCUUUCUUCACCUUCUGGGAUCGUCUCCUUGGGACAGCCUGGGCCGGAGGAGAUGUGUCUGCCCGCUAUGAGCGCGAUAGGAUCUCCGCACAGAAGAAAGUCGAUGCCGAUACUGCCGCCGCAGCAGCCCAAGCGUCCGUCGUAAAUUCCCCUACGAUCGACCUAGGUCAGGCGAAAAAGCAAGCCAGCGCAAGUCAGAGGCAGGUCCUUGAAGACAAAGAGAACGGCGGAGCUAGAAUUCUCAAGGAGGAAGCAAGGGAAGAACAAGAGGCCAGGCAAUCAUUGAGACGGAACACGAGACGCAAGAGUGGUUUUGAUGCCAUGUCGAUCUCGGAUCGUGUUGCGGGGAGUCUGCACAACAGAAGCCCUACAAUUCUGCAUGCCGAUGGUGUACACUGA
Messenger RNA from Capronia coronata CBS 617.96, 1332 nucleotides. Its product is annotated as C4-hydroxylase. The coding region runs from base 1 to 1332 and encodes 443 amino acids. Gene Ontology annotation, biological process: lipid biosynthetic process. The record is from RefSeq and is a predicted model, not a curated record. The transcript has a single exon. Lineage: Eukaryota; Fungi; Ascomycota; Eurotiomycetes; Chaetothyriales; Herpotrichiellaceae. Gene Ontology annotation, molecular function: iron ion binding; oxidoreductase activity.